Molecule: messenger RNA, 3212 nt
Organism: Pantherophis guttatus
Lineage: Eukaryota; Metazoa; Chordata; Lepidosauria; Squamata; Colubridae
Gene: DPEP1
Product: dipeptidase 1
Biological process (GO): proteolysis
Cellular component (GO): plasma membrane
Molecular function (GO): metallodipeptidase activity
Source: RefSeq, a predicted model, not a curated record
AGCUGUGCACAUCUGUAACAGGCAGAAUUAAUCAGUGAACCAUCAUGGCUGUCUCUACGCCCUCAAAUCCCAUCUCCACACAGAAUGGCAUCUCUUUCCCAUGGAGGCUACUAUGGAUCAUCAUAACUCCACACUACGAGGAUCCCUGGGAGGAAACGCUGGAGGAGCUCUCUGCUGGUGGUCCAGAUCCCAUUCGCCCCAGGAUGCUGCUGCUGCCUUACCUCAUGCUUGCUUGGCUCUCCAUCUGCUCGGCAGAUGACUAUCAGCUGAAGGCAGCCAAAAUAAUGAAUGCCACACCUGUGGUGGACGGUCACAACGAUCUGCCCUGGCAAUUGCUGACAAAAUUCAACAACCAGCUGUCUUUGAAGGCAGCCAAUUUGCACCAGCUGCAAGACACUCAUACCAAUAUUCAGAAGCUGCAUCUCGGGCAUGUAGGAGCACAGUUCUGGGCAGCCUACGUGCCCUGCGACACCCAAAACAAAGACGCAGUAAAGCGAACUCUGGAGCAGAUCGACGUCGUCCAUCGGAUGUGCCACCAAUAUCCAGAUGUCUUCAAGUGUGUUACUGACAGUGCAGGUAUCCGGAAGGCUUUUGACACUCGCCACGUGGCCAGCCUAAUCGGCGUGGAGGGCGGCCAUUCCAUUGACAGCAGCUUGGCCGUCCUGCGCACCUUCUACCUGCUGGGCGUGCGCUACAUGACCCUCACCCACAGUUGCAACACUCCCUGGGCUGACAACUGGCUGGUGGAUACAGCUGAAGAAAAGCCUGUUCACAAUGGCUUGACGGAAUUUGGGAAGCGUGUGGUCCUGGAGAUGAACCGGUUGGGCAUGAUGGUGGAUUUGUCCCAUGUCUCUGUGGAGACCAUGAAGGCUGCCCUAAAGGUCUCCAGGGCCCCCGUGAUAUUCAGCCACUCCUCGGCCUAUGCAAUUUGCUCAAGCAGGCGGAAUGUACCGGAUGACGUGCUCCGCCAAGUGAACGAGACACGCAGCCUUGUAAUGGUCAACUUCUACAAUGACUACAUCUCCUGCAGCAGUCAUGCCACUCUGGCCCAGGUAGCAGACCACAUGGACUACAUAAAGCGCGUUGCAGGAGCAAAGGCUGUUGGCAUUGGAGGAGACUAUGAUGGGGUGACCAGAGUCCCUCAAGGCUUAGAGGAUGUCUCCAAGUACCCAGACUUAAUUGCUGAACUGCUGAGGAGGAAAUGGACAGAAGAGGAGGUGAAGGAUGCCCUGGCCAACAAUCUGUUGCGGGUCCUACAGGAAGUAGAGCAGGUGCGAAACAAUAUGACUCUCAAAGGAGUUGCUCCCGAUGACACACCCAUUGCCUUCCAGGAACUGGAAGGAGGAUGUCGAACACGCUACGGGUACUCCAACCAAGGACACCACCCGAGAGCUUUGCCUGCUGUGCUCCUACUACUACUCCUGCUUUCCACACUGAUCUAAUAGAAGCCCCAGGAUCUCCUUCCUUGUAGACUAUGAGGAUCCUGCUAGGUUAGGAAAGAAGCAGCAUUUCUACACCCAAUUCCUAUCACACUUCAAAUUCUGCCCAAAUCUUGGACUAUUUUCUUAUUACCUCCAUUAACUUAUGGCUGGUUACCAAAAUGCCGCUAGUGCCUCAAUUACAGCUCCUCCUUCCCUAUUGCGGACAUCAGAGGAGAGACAAGCAAAAUUCUGCUUUGAACUUUUCAAAAUAUUUGCUAGUCGCCUUCUUUGCUCUGCAGAUACCGAGUGUGUGCAUAAUGCCGGACAUGCAUGGUGGGGAGUACAGGGAAUGACACCUUGUGCCCCUUAGGUACUUCUUCCGUUUGCCUGGCUCUUUUUUCCCGCCUUGUGAAGGACAGAGAUCUUAGCGGAAGGGAUGACAAGAGACACACAAUGGGGAAUACAGAUCAAAAGCAAUGCAGUGGCACCAGCAGCCCUGAGUGUACUACGCAAAAAGCCCAGUGCAUUCCCCUUUGCGUGCCUGUUUACUUCCUUGUAAUCCCUCCCUCCAAUGAAUGUAAAUACAAGCAUUAAUUCCCUCUCAUGAAUCAUCCAGCUGGGGUGGAGUGCUUAGGAAGUGAACAAAGCAAAGGGGUGAAACUGAUUAGUCUUUUAUUACUUUUGAACAGGCUGUCUCCGCCCUCUCCCUCCCUCUCUCUCUCUCUCUCUGUGUGUGUGAACAUUCAAAAGGCAGGGAGUGGUGAAAAAGAAUGUGCAGUUGGGUUCACAUAAUUUCCUACUUAGCGAUUGCUUUGCUUAAUAAUGCCCAACUAUGGUCACUAAAUGAGGACUACCUGCAUUAUAUUAUAACCUGCAUUACAAUAAGAGAACCAAGGUGUUGGCCUAGAACCAAGGGAGACGGCGAGUUCAAGUCCCACUGUUGGCUAACUGGGUGACUUUGGGCCAGUCCCUCAGCCUAACCCACCACACAGAGUUGUUAUUGGAAAAAGAAAAAAGAGAAGGAUGUUUGCCCGCGUGAGUUGUACAUGGAAAAAGAAAUGGGGAUAUAAAUCUUUUUUUAAAAAACCUGCCUUGGUGGAAUAUGCAGGAUCGUCUAGGUAAGGAGGGCUUAAGCCCCGAGAUCAGAUCCAGAAAGGGCCCCUUCCUGAUUGACUGGGUUAUUAGGAAACACCAAGCAAUCAGAUUGGCAAGAUUCUGUGACUAAAGCUAGUAUCAAUAAAAAGGACUUUUAUCCAACUUCCUGUAGAGUUGAUUUACUAGAACAGCCGUCCACAGCAGCUCGUCCCUCGCAGGGCCUCUUCCCCACGAAGCAGUACCUGUGAAGAUGGAAACAGACCCCUUUGGAGGAAAAGAAGCCCCCCAGUGGUGCUUGCAUUCCCUGCAGGAGUCCCUCUCCGUCUGCUGGAUCUCCAGCACGGCCUUCCCCUUUCAUGCAGGCUUGCUAUUGGCUGCCAUAGAAAGGGGGAGGGGGCGCGUGGCAUUAGGGUUUGGGAAGUGAGCUGGUGUGGUGAAAGCCCACGUGAACUAAAAAGGCGGCUUGCUCUCAAGAACUACUGCGCUGCUGAGUGGAGCUGAACUCCAGAUGGGCGAUAUACCUGAAGAUGAGCUUCACAUGACAUUAUGUGGGACCUGGAUCGGACAUUCAGCCUGGGUCCCUGGGGGGAGGGAUUUGGGGAAACUUUCAAUCUGUAACUUUCGCACCUUUUGAAUCAGAUCUUGCCUUGCUUUCGCUGCUAUCGUUUCAAACUCAGUAAAAGGACCUCUUCUCUA